Molecule: messenger RNA, 11225 nt
Organism: Anguilla rostrata (American eel)
Lineage: Eukaryota; Metazoa; Chordata; Actinopteri; Anguilliformes; Anguillidae
Gene: notch2
Product: notch receptor 2
Biological process (GO): Notch signaling pathway; axon guidance; regulation of developmental process
Cellular component (GO): plasma membrane; signaling receptor complex; cell surface
Molecular function (GO): protein binding; calcium ion binding
Source: RefSeq, a predicted model, not a curated record
UAAAAGCCCGAAAGCAAAAAUUAAAAAGGGACUUUAGCUUAUAAUCGUUUUCCCAGUUAGCCUACAUACUGACAUGGAAAAAGAGAGCUAACAACUUAAUUAGGUGCUAGAUCAAUUACGGAUCAAUAAAAUCGUACUUAACAAGCGCAAUUGAUUGUUAAUCAAUAUACACAUUUUACAUAGCCUAUCGAGAAAAAACUAUCAUAAACGGAGUAAAAGGCGCAACACGUUAAUAAAAAAGGUCAGCUAGAAAAAAAACAGAAUCAACGAAUGGGUUAAACUUGAGUCAUACCCAGCUUUGAGAAGUUGAAAAUGAGUAAAAAAAUUCCUCCGCCGUGGUAACAGAGAAAGAGAGGGAGAAAGCUAGCUAACUGGCUUGAGAUUUUUAUCAGACAAUUUUUUAAAACUAAAAAUAUUGACAUAUAUUGUAUUUUCACCGAUAGUAAGGCGGGUAAUGAUACCUUUCUAUAAAUAUUAAGAGCGAAGUUAUUGUCCAAUAAGACUUUAUACACUCUUAUUGAUAGGUCCGUCCGUAACUUGUGCGGAAGAAUACUGCGCACUGCGAAUUGCACGUCUGGCUCAGAGAGGAGAGAGAAGUUUGGAAAGUUAGACCUCAGCUUAACUUUUUCAAAACGCCGUAAACAAGGAAAAGGCUAACAAGGAAAACAGAAAGCAGGAAACAAUUUUAUGUAAACAAAGGGAGUCCUCUCUUCUCUGUAUUAUUCCUUACCAAAAGUUUUAGACUUAGACGUUGUGACGUUUCGGGGAGUAAGUUCACCUAACCUGACGGAGCUCAGCCUCGCGCUGGUGACUCUAUGUGGAUUUUACAAAAAAUAUGGGCCAAUUACCCGGAAUCUCCUCGGGCAAAGUAAUUUUUUUUAUCGCCUGUUGCAUCCGGAUUUCAUGGGCUCUGCAGUGUCUGGACUCCACCCAGCCGUGCGUGCACAACGGCACCUGCAUCACCUUCCAUAAUGGCACGGGAUACUGCAGGUGCAGCCCCGGCUACGUGGGCGAGUACUGCCAUCACCCGGACCCCUGCCGCCCGGGCUACUGCCUCAACGGCGGCAACUGCAGCGUCACGGGGAAGCCGGGCAGCCCCGCCUGCUCCUGCCCGCUGGCCUUCACCGGACCCAACUGCCAGACGCCCCAGAACUCCUCCUGCUACCCCAGCAACCCCUGCGCCCACCAGGGCACCUGCACCCUGCUCUCGCUGGACAAGCACGAGUGCCACUGCCCGCAGGGCUGGACGGGUCCCGACUGCACCCUGGAGGACAGCUGCGUGUCCCGGCCCUGCGCCAACGGGGGCGCCUGCACCCCCCUGCCGGGGGGCCGCUUCAGCUGCGCCUGCCCCGCGGGGUACGGCGGCCCCCGCUGCCAGAACGACACGGACGAGUGCGCGGCCGCGCCCUCCCCGUGCCAGAACGGCGGCGCCUGCGUGAACACGCCCGGGUCCUACCGCUGCGGCUGCGCGCCCGGCUACACGGGGCGGCACUGCGAGACGCCCUACGUGCCCUGCGCCCCCUCCCCCUGCGUCAACGGCGGCACCUGCCGCCAGACCUCCGAGUCCAGCUACUGGUGCCACUGCCUGCCCGGCUUCAACGGGACGAACUGCGAGGUGAACAUCGAUGACUGCCCGGACCACCGCUGCCAGAACGGCGGCACCUGCAUGGACGGGGUCAACACCUACAACUGCCAGUGUCCUCCUGAAUGGACAGGUCAGUUCUGCACGGAGGACGUGGACGAGUGCCGGCUGCAGCCCAACACCUGCCAGAACGGCGGCACCUGCAGCAACGUGGAGGGCGGCUACAACUGCGUCUGCGUCAACGGCUGGAGCGGGCCCGACUGCGCAGAGAACAUCGACGACUGCGCCACGGCCGCCUGCACGGCGGGCUCCACCUGCAUCGACCGCGUGGCGUCCUUCAUCUGCACCUGCCCCUUCGGCAAGACCGGUCUUCUGUGCCACGUGGACGACGCCUGCAUCAGCAACCCCUGCAGGGAGGGGGCGCAGUGCGACACCAACCCCAUCAACGGCAAGUUCAACUGCAACUGCCCCCCCGGGUACGUGGGCAGCACCUGCAACGAUGACGUCAACGAGUGCAUCAUCGGCCCUAACCCCUGUGAGCAUGGGGGCCAGUGUGUGAACACGGAGGGCUCGUUCACCUGUAACUGCGUGCGGGGCUACGCCGGGCCGCGCUGCGAGCAGGACCUCAACGAGUGCGCCUCCAACCCCUGCCGCAACGACGCCACCUGCCUGGACCAGAUCGGCGACUACACCUGCAUCUGCAUGCCGGGGUUUGAGGGAGUUCACUGUGAGAAGGACAUUAAUGAGUGCAGUAGCGCCCCCUGCCUGAAUAAUGGGAAAUGCCUGGACCAAGUCAAUCGCUUCGUUUGCGAUUGCCUUCCAGGGUUCAGCGGCGAUAUGUGCCAGGUGGACAUCGACGAGUGCGCCAGCACGCCCUGCCACAACGGCGCCAAGUGCAUCGACCGGCCCAACGGCUACGAGUGCGACUGCGCCGAAGGCUUCGCGGGGCCCCUGUGUAAGGAGAACGUGGACGACUGCGACCCGGAGCCCUGCCACCACGGCGUGUGCCGGGACGGCGUCGCCACCUUCACCUGCGAGUGCGAGUCGGGCUACACCGGCAGCAUCUGCAACCUGCAGGUGCAGGAGUGCAACAGCAGCCCCUGCCAGAACCGCGGCCGCUGCAUCGACCGCGUCAACAUGUACCAGUGCAACUGCCUGCCGGGCACCUCAGGAACCAACUGUGAGAUCAACUUUGACGACUGUGCCAGUAACCCCUGUCAGUAUGGAGAAUGCCAGGACGGAAUCAACGAGUACACCUGCAUCUGCAAGCCCGGAUACACAGGAGAGAAGUGCGAAGUUGAGAUUAACGAGUGCCACUCGAACCCGUGUCUGAGUGGCGGGACGUGCCAGGACCAGCUGAACGGGUUCAAGUGCCUGUGUCCCGUGGGCACCCACGGGCCCCUGUGCCAUUCGGGGGCCGACCACUGCGCCCCCAAACCCUGCGCGCACGGGGACUGCGUGGAGCUGCAGGACGGGUACAGGUGUGACUGUGAGCCGGGCUGGGCUGGGCAGCACUGCGAGCAGGAGCAGGACGAGUGCCAGUCGAACCCCUGCCAGAACGGGGGCACCUGCACCGACCAGCACAACGGCUACACCUGCAAGUGCAACCGCGGCUUCACAGGUGGGAACUGCGAGGUCAACAUAAACGAGUGCGACUCCAACCCCUGUCAGAACAAGGGCACCUGCGUGGACGGGGUCAAUGGCUACACCUGCAACUGUGUGCUGCCUUACACAGGAGUGCAGUGCGCGGUGAAGCUCGUCCCCUGCGCCUCACAGCCCUGUGAGAAAGGAGGCGUGUGCCAGCCGUCGCUCGACUACACCUCUUUCACCUGCCGCUGCGCCAGCGGGUGGCAAGGCCCGCGCUGCACUGAAGAUGUGGAUGAGUGCAGUACCAAUCCGUGCCAGAACAGGGCGCGAUGCCACAACAGCCCUGGCAGCUACACCUGCGAGUGCCAGCCAGGCUACAGCGGCCUCAACUGCCAGACCAACAUCGACGACUGCACCCCCAACCCCUGUCUGAACGGCGGCUCCUGUGUGGACGGCGUGGGCGGGUUCUCCUGUGACUGCCGGCCCGGGUUCGAGGGCGACCGCUGCGAGUCUGAGGUGGACGAGUGCGCCAGCCAGCCCUGCCGCAACGGCGCCAAGUGCACCGACUACGUCAACAGCUAUGUGUGCGAGUGCCAGCCCGGCUUCGACGGCAUCCACUGCGAACACAACAUCCCAGAGUGCACCGAGAGCUCCUGUCUGAAUAACGGCACUGACGGCAUCUCCUUCUCUGCCCGCUGCCUGCCUGAUGGCUUCACCGCUCUCUUCCAGUCUGAGAUCAACGAGUCGACUCGCCAGCUCCUGUCCGCAACGGGGCCCUGCUCAGCUGGACGCCUGGGGUCCUACCGCUGCUCCUGCCCCGUGGAGUACACCGGCCAGAACUGCCAGGUCCUGGCUGACCUGUGCGUCCGACACCUGUGCCUCAACGGAGGGACCUGUUCCCAGAGCGGGACGUCCUGGAUGUGCCACUGCCCCGUCGGCUGGGCUGGGCUGUACUGCGACGUCCCCAAUGUGUCCUGCCAGGCCAUCGCUGCCCGAAAACGCGUGGCGGUGGAGAACGUGUGCCAGAACGCCGGGCGCUGCUUCGACACGGGCAACACGCACCGCUGCCAGUGCCAGGCCGGCUACACCGGCAGCUACUGCGAGACCGAGGUGGACGAGUGCCUGUCCAACCCCUGCCGCAACGGCGCCACCUGCGUGGACUACCAGGGCGGAUACGAGUGCCAGUGCAAGGCGGGGUACCAGGGGGUGCACUGCCAGUACGACGUGGACGAGUGCCAGUCACAGCCCUGCCUACACGGGGGCACCUGCAUCAACCUGGUCAACCGCUUCUCCUGCUCCUGCCCGCCGGGCACGCACGGACUGCGCUGCGAGGUGGACGUGGACGACUGCCAGCCGGACCCCGGGUCCUGGGGGCCCCGCUGUCUGAACGGGGGCCAGUGCGUGGACGGGGUGGGGCGCUACACCUGCUCCUGCCCCCCCGGCUUCGCGGGCGAGCACUGCGAGGGCGACGUGAACGAGUGCCUGUCCGGGCCCUGCCACGCCCCCGGCAGCCUGGACUGCGUGCAGCUGGCCAGCGACUACCAGUGCCACUGCCGCCUGGGAUACACAGGUCGGCACUGUGAGUCCAUGGUGGAUCUGUGCCUGUCCAAACCCUGCCACAACGGGGGCACGUGUUCUAUGAACAUGAGCUCGCUCCACGGGUAUAUCUGCAAGUGCCCAACGGGUUUCUCUGGGUUCAGCUGCGGGGAGGUGGAGGGGUACACCUGCGCCAACCUGCGCUGCCAGAACGGCGGGCGGUGCCAGGAGUCGCCCGAGGGGCGCCUGCAGUGCCGGUGCCCGCCCGGGUUCGGCGGGCCGCGGUGCGAGGCGGCGCAGGGCUGCCCCGCCCGGCCCUGCCAGAACGGCGGCGUCUGCCAGCGGGACCCGCAGGGCGGCGGCCAGUACGCCUGCCGCUGCCCCGCCCGCUUCUCGGGGGCCUACUGCGAGGCGGCGGCGCCCGCGCGCGCGCCGGCCUCUCUUCUUCUUUGUCUCUGCGCCCUCCUGCGUCUGCCACCCCCCCCCUCCCGCAGGUACGACAAGUACUGCGCGGACCACUACGCCAACGGGCACUGCAACCAGGGCUGCAACACGGAGGAGUGCGGCUGGGACGGGCUGGACUGCUCGGCGGACGUGCUGCCACAGGUGGCGGACGGCACGCUGGUGCUGGUGGUGCUGCUGCAGCCCGAGGAGCUGCUGGGCGACCUGCGCGGCUUCCUGCGCUCGCUGGGCGCGCUGCUGCACACCAACCUGCGCGUCAAGAUGGACGCCCAGCACCGGCCCAUGGUGUACCCCUACUACGGGCCCGAGCCCGGCGAGGGCGGCGGCGGGGGCGGGGCCACGCUCAAGCGCCGGGCCCGCCGGGAGGUGAGGAAGGAGGUGAUUGGGUCCAAAGUGUUCCUGGAGAUCGACAACCGGCAGUGCGCGCAGAACUCGGACGACUGCUUCUCCAACACGGACCAGGCCGCCUCCUACAUCGCCGCGGAGUACGUGAAGCGGGUGGGACCCCUGCCCUACCCGCUGGUGUCCGUCAGCAGCGAGCCCCUGGACCAGCCCCCGAAGCAGCACCUGCUGUACCUGGUGGCGGUGGCGGGGGCCAUCAUCCUGCUGAUCGUGGUGCUGGGGGUGCUGGCAGCCAAGCGCAAGCGCAAGCACGGCAUCCUGUGGCUGCCCGACGGCUUCCUGGCCAAGAAGGACGGCAAGCGGCGCGAGCCCGUGGGCCAGGACGACUUCGGCAUGAAGAACAUGGUGAAACCGCAGGACGGGGCGAUGAUCGACGCCAACCAGAACCAGCGCUGGCUGGAGGAGGAGCCGCAGCCCAAAAAACCCAGGACGGAGGACAAGCCCCUACUUCCUGUGGGUGUGGAAGGGGGCGGGGUCGACCGUCGCGAAUGGACGCUGCAGCACCGCAAGGCCGCUGACAUCACCCUGACCCCGCCCCAGGCGGAGGUGGACAUCGACUGUUUGGACGUGAACGUGAAAGGCCCAGACGGCUUCACGCCGCUGAUGCUGGCCUCGCUGCGCCACGGCGGCGGGGCGGAGUGCAGCAGCCUGCUGGGCGAGGAGGAGGAGGAGAGCGGCGGCGACGAGCCGGGCGCCAGCAUCAUCGGCGACCUGAUCGAGCAGGGCGCCACGCUGAUGGCCCAGACGGACCGCACCGGCGAGACCGCGCUGCACCUGGCCGCCCGCUACGCCCGCGCCGACGCCGCCAAGCGGCUGCUGGACGCCGGCGCCGACGCCAACGCGCACGACAACAUGGGCCGCACCCCCCUGCACGCCGCCGUGGCCGCCGACGCCCAGGGCGUGUUCCAGAUCCUGAUCCGGAACCGCGCCACGGAGCUGGACGCCAGGAUGCACGACGGCACCACGCCCCUCAUCCUGGCCGCCCGCCUGGCCGUGGAGGGCAUGGUGGAGGAGCUGGUGCACUGCCACGCCGACGUCAACGCCGUGGACGACCACGGCAAGUCUGCCCUGCACUGGGCAGCGGCCGUCAACAACGUGGAGGCCACUCUGGUGCUGCUCAAGAACGGAGCCAACAGAGACAUGCAGGACAACAAGGAGGAGACGCCCCUGUUCUUGGCGGCUCGCGAGGGCAGCUUCGAGGCGGCCCAGGUCCUGCUGGACCACUACUCGAACCGGGACAUAACGGACCACCUGGACCGGUUGCCGCGGGACACGGCCCAGGAGCGCAUGCACCACGACAUCGUGCGCCUCCUGGACCAGUACAACCUGGUGCACAGCCCGCACGCCGGGCCCAACCACCUGAGCGGGGGCGGGCCCGCGGGGGGCCACGCCUCCCUGGUGUGCCCCGGCGCCGGCGGCGGCUUCAUCGGCAUGCGGCCCGGCCCCCAGGGCAAGAAGAGCCGGCGCGGCGGGGGCAAGGUGGGCGGCGUGGCGGGCGGCACCGCCAAGGAGCUGAAGGCCAAGCGCCGGAAGAAGCCGGCGGGAGGGGAGGGCCCGGGGCAGGUGGGCGGAGCCGGCGGCGUGAACGGCGGGAACGGUGCCGCCGCCGCCGCCAAGGCCGGCGCGGGGGCGGGGCUGUCGGAGAGCUCGGUCACCCUGUCGCCCGUGGACUCGCUGGAGUCCCCGCACUCGUACGCCGGCGACGCGGCCAGCACGGCCAGCGCCGCCACCUCGCCCCCGCUGCUGGGCAGCCCCGGCGCCCGCCCGCUGCUGCCCCCCGUCAGCCACAUGCUGGGGCAACAGCAGCAGCAGCAGCAGCAGCAGCAGCAGCAGACGGGCUGGGUGGGGCUGCCCAAGCACGGCUACGGCGGGCACAUGUUCGGCGUCCUGCCGCACCAGCUGGGCUCCGCCCACCCCGGCCUCUCGCAGCACCGCGGGGCCGGGCUGCUGGCCAUGGGCCACGAGCAGCUGCCCUCCAUCCUCACCUUCCAGAUGAUGGCGCCGGGGGGCGGGCAGGCCCUGCUGAAGCAGCCCCAGCUGGGGGGGCAAGGGCAGGGGGCGGGGCAGAACCAGGGCCACGCCCACGCCCACUCUCAGCAGGGCUCCUCCCACUUGCACUGCGCCCAGGGCAUGAUGUACCAGCUCCCUGACGUCGGGCUCCCCCACGCCCUGUCCCACACCCUGCCGCACCCCCACGCCCACCCCCACCCUCACAGCCACGGCCACGGCCACGCCCUCUCCCACGCCCACGCCAUGGCCGACGCCCAGCCCCGCCAGCUGCCCCCCUACCAGCCCCUGCAGAGCCCGGUGGAUAAGUACCCGACCCCGCCCUCCCAGCACAGCUACCCCACCGCCGGGUCCGAGGGCACCACCCCCGGGCACCCCGCCCAGCCCCCCAGCGAGCACCCCUACCUCACCCCCUCCCCCGAAUCCCCCGACCCCUGGUCCUCCUCCUCCCCCCACUCCAAUUCAGACUGGUCCGACGUCACCACCAGCCCCACCCCCCUGGGGAACGCCCGCUCGCUGGCCCCGCCCCGCCACACCCACCUCCUGGAGCAGGGCCAGCAGCCACAGCAGCCACAGCAGCCGCAGCGCAACAGCAUGCAGGUGUAUGCGUAGCCAUGGAUACGGACUAUCCGCCCCGCCCCCCUCCUUUCUGACCUCGUCCCCCCCACCCCCCAUCCUGCCUCAGCCCUCCUGCACUUCCUGUUUCAUCCUUUUGAGAUUUGCCCCUCCCCCCCCCACCCCCCCAGUUACACUAAUUGCCCCCCCCCCAUUCUGUCUCCCUCUGCACUUCUGCACUCUUACUCUGUAAAUACAGUGCCUUUACUUCCACCGGCCGCCUUCACACGCAGAAGCAUUGCCAACUUUGCGAAAGAGUCAAGCCAAAAACAAGUGCUCUGUCCUGCCAGUUAUUCUUUUUUUUUUUUGAAGGAUCUUAAAAAGUCUUCAUUUUUAUGUCUCCUGUAUUGACGGUCUGUGCAUUCUUAUUAGCGGCAAGAUAUCUCUUCUCGGAAAUGAAGCUCCUGGACUUUGCUUUUUCCUCUUUUAUUUUUGGGCUGCGGAUCGAUGUGAAUCUGUGAAUGACUUGGACAUAAGACAUUGUAGAAAUGCCAUUGGACAGGUGGGGAUGUUGUUGUUGAUGAUGAUGAUGAUGAUGAUGAUGAUGAUCAAAUUUGUUGAGAAAACCAGUGUAAGGACUACACAGCAGGCCUGGAGAGGCAGGACUCUACAGCUACCCUGGCAACCGCCUUUUGGGACUUAUUUUCUUUUUGAAGGAUAUAUGCUGAUAACUUCACCCUGUGCUUCUGCAGUCGCUGCUGUGUAGAGUUCUAGGGCGGUGCUUUCUGAUUCAUGCUGACUUUGUAAUCGUUAGUAUGUUAAUCUCUCUUUUUUUUUCUCCCCCGUGGUGGGUCAGGUUGUGACAUUUGUUAUGAUAAGCUGUUAUCUUUAUGUUUCAAAACAGGUAUGCCAAAUGCAUUUUUUUGCGUGUUGUUCGGAAACGUUUCUGACUAAGAUGUGGUUACGAGACAACUUGGCGUGCACUUGGCGUGUCAGCUGGCUGUCGUUUGGGCUGUCGUGUGGAUCGAUAUUGCGCCCACGCAAACUGAAAACACGCAGGCUAAUCUCUCAUCGUGUGGUUCGAAGCCAAACUGUGGUGUAAAUAGGUCUCUCUUUAAGUUGUUACAACCCCCCCCCCCCCGCCUCCCUGCCUCCCUGCCUCCCCACCUUGCCCCACCCUGCCCCGCCCAUUCCCCUCUCCUCCAGGUACCUUGUUUUUGCUUUAGUCCAACCUCCCCGACUGUCCACCAUUUUGGGGGGGGUACCGGUGGAGGGCGGGGCUGAAUAGGAUGGAGUGGGAGGGGCCAAGGCAGCCACAAACAGUCACAGUGCUUCGCUGAAGCGGGAAAAAAACCGUUGUAACUGAAGACCGGGAUUGCAGUGAGCAGCGCAGUCACGCGGCAGGAAGGGGAUAAACCUGUCUGGUUACACCGUGUUGUCGUUCCUUCUCAUCCUCCUUUACCUAGGCUGUUACGCUGUAGCGUGUAGGGACAGCGAGUCUUAAUACAGCCUGUAGUGGAGGUGGGUUCCCGUGGAAGCUUCUUCUCAUUGGCUGGUUUGCGGACAGUCAAGGAGUUGAUUGGACAAUCGAGAACAAAGACUGACACCUGUGAAACUCCUUUAGUACAUGAGGGGUGAGGGGAGCUGGACUAGGAAAAUAUUUACCCACAUUAUUAUCGUUACUGUUAUGUUUUCCAUGAGUAUCCUUGUGUACUGUUACUGUUAUUGUUAUUAUAAUUAUUGCUGUCAUCAGUGUAACUGGAUCUGAAGUUCUUUUUUUUUUAAACUGCUUUUAAACAGCAAGAUUUUUUUAAUCACAUUUAAUCACUGUUAUGUAAUUAAAAACAAUGUUUUGUGUUUAUUUUAAUUGCCUUGUGAUUUUAAAAACCAAGUCUGAAAAGUCUGUUUUUUAUGCUUUAUCCUCCUGAUAAUUUGUUAUCUUAGGGGCGUAGUCUCUCUUUGUUUUGACAUUUCUGGCCCUCCAGACAAUCAUUGAAAAGUUUUGUAUUGAGAAGUUGAGAAGUUUUGUAUUGAAAAGCUGAAAAGUUAAAAAUGUUUUGUAUUUCACGGCGGGGUCAUUUCCAGACCUGCCAAGGCCAAAUCCUAACACUGAUCUGAAGGCCCAUCCACACCUUGGCAGACCCGUGGAAUCGAUGUGUACAGCUGUCAUCCUGAGCGGGGACGUUUGCCAUUAGUGCUGUAUUUAGUAGAGCGAUUCGAAGGGUCAGUGUUCAGAUUUGGUUCUGGCCUGUAGACACUGUGUGAAUUUGAAAGAGGGCAGUACACACACACACACACACACACACAUUUAUGUGAUGUUUGUAUUUAUCUCUGUUUUUUUUUGGUUUCGAGGGAGACGGACACUCAGACGCACAGACAGGCAGGAGUUGUUACGUUGAGGAAUUGUGGGAUUGAUCCUGUGGAGGCUGGCUGACCAUGUCCUCCUUCGGUGACAUCAGACCUUUAGGACCAAUGUUAUGUUUACUGGCUGCUGCUGGCUUCUUCCAUCCCUCUGUCUUUGUCAUUUCACAGUGAGGUAUUUGUCCAUUACAAAGUGCUCUUCCUGAAUAUGCACCCCAAACUUAAUCUAAGCUGAGAUGGUCUGUCGGCAUCUAAUUUAUUUUGCUGCGCAAACGGAAGUAGCAGAAGAAUUUUUAAAAAAUUGGGUCAUAUGUUAGCGAUUGCACUUAUCUGGUUGUAGUUGCCACCAUUUCCAUUGAAAUAUAAACUGUGCAUACCUCCUGUUCCUGGCACUUAGAUUACUUCCUGUCUGAGUUUCACUUGUUGCCUGUCUGUCAGUCUGUGUGUCUGUAGCUCUUUGGAGUUUAAAUAAUAAUAAUUAUCAACCAUGAUCAAAUGAACAGCAUACUUUGAGCCUGUUAUUCUUACUUAAAUGUUUCUUGUUAUGCAAGGCCAUUUUUGAUAUGUACAUAAACUAUAUUUUAUGUCUAUUGUAUUAUUUUUUUUGUCUGUUUACCAAAUAUAUAUUCAUGUUAUAUGAAGUAGUUUUUCCUCCUGUUUUACACCAUAGAAGGAACUCGUGAAUAAAGAACAAACUUGUUUAAUUAAGAACAAAUAAAUGAGUGAAAAAACA